This is a messenger RNA of Durio zibethinus, 2672 nucleotides long. RefSeq names its product histidine-containing phosphotransfer protein 1-like. Gene Ontology annotation, cellular component: cytoplasm; nucleus. The record is from RefSeq and is a predicted model, not a curated record. Gene Ontology annotation, molecular function: histidine phosphotransfer kinase activity; protein histidine kinase binding. Gene Ontology annotation, biological process: phosphorylation; phosphorelay signal transduction system; cytokinin-activated signaling pathway. NCBI's taxonomy places the organism in Eukaryota, Viridiplantae, Streptophyta, Magnoliopsida, Malvales, Malvaceae.
AGAGAAAAGGAGGCGAAGGGCAAAAAGAAAACAGAAGCAUUUGAAGCAAAAAUUCAGAGAAAAAGAAGCAUAGACUUUAUAGUUAUAGGCUUGCAGCAAGCAACGUUAGGACAAGACAAAAAAAAAGGCAAAGUGGAAAAUAUUUUGGAUUUUUGUUCAAGCGCAUUAUCUUUUUCAAAGGUUUGUAAAAGCAUUUAUACCCUUUUGUUUUUUUAUUGUACUAUAAUUCCAUCCCAACCCCAAAGUUCUAAAAUUUAAGCAACAAGCUUUCCGCUUUGUUGGGUCAUAUAUAGUAGCUUUUGUUAGUGGGAAGUUGGUUUUUGUGUGCAAAGGGAGAGGGAAGGGGGGAACAAAACAAAGGCAAAGAGAAUGGAGGUGGGUCAGAUGCAGAGAAGGUUGAUGGACUACACAAAAUCCUUGUUUAUGGAGGGUUUCUUGGAUGGUCAGUUUUUACAGCUUCAACAGCUUCAAGAUGAGAGCAACCCAGAUUUUGUUGUUGAAGUUGUGUCUCUCUUCUUUGAUGAUUCUGAAAAACUUCUCAAUGAUCUCACCAUGGCUUUAGAUCAGCCAAAUGUGGACUUCAAAAAAGUUGAUGCACAUGUCCAUCAAUUGAAGGGCAGCAGUUCCAGCAUUGGAGCGCAGAGAGUUAAAAAUGCUUGCAUUGCUUUCCGCAACUUCUGCGAGGAGCAGAACACUGAAGCGUGCCUGAGAUGUCUUCAACAAGUGAAACAAGAGUAUUACCUUGCGAAGAACAAGCUUGAAUCUUUGUUCAGGCUAGAGCAACAAAUUGUGGCAGCUGGUGGGUCAGUUCCAAUUAUGGAAAUGGGUUUUUGAAGACCUUGAACAUGAAGGAUAAAGCAAGAUUUUGGGUUGGUUUAUACAGUGGCACAUAUGGUUUUUGUGAUCCACUUCAAUUCUGCCAGUUACUAUAGGGUUCAGUUUUUUCUUGCCAAUGAACUUGUUUGUUGUAUGACUUUCAUGAAAGAAGAGAUUUCUUCUAGUUUCAAUCCUAACCUCAAAGGAACCUUUCUGUUGAUAAUUUCUUCUUCAUUAGCACUUUUUCUGCCAUUCAUGUGACUCUUGUCCAGUUUGUGAAGCACUACAAUUGAUAGAUUUCUAAUGCCACUCAUUUGCAUGGGUGGUCUUACAAUAUUUUAUGCAAUUAGUACAGGAAAAUUGAUAGAAAAUCAUGCAUCAAGCCUUCAAUGAAUGAAAGACUGUUCGAGAACACUACUUCCUAAUGGCUCAAAGAGAACAGAAGCUAAGAUUAGAUCCAUCAUUUGGUAAUAGCACGCACACAUACACACAUGCACGCAUGAAUUCGCGCACGUGACUCAUGUCGGGGUGAUUAUAUGACUGUUAAUACAUCCAAGUACUGAAUUUACUCCUUAAUCUGAUGUUAUGCUAGAUAGCAGGGGAGCUAAUCUUCCUUCUUUGGGAGCCCUUCCUAAUGAAGUCCCACCAUUGGAAAUAAAAUUUUAUCCUCUGUGUUCUCUUCUUUAAUCUUUAGAUUACGAUGAUUUAUUGUUACAUCCCACACUUAAUUGCAAAAAUUGUUGUCUGUUAUUACUGUUAUUAGUCUAGGAUCCAUCAACAUUCUUGGUUGGCAGCCAUGCUUUCAAAGAUACAAUGAGAUUUGUUGUUUAAUCUGGUUACAGAAAUGACAGACAAAUUUGAUUUUUUUCUCCUACUACUGUUCUCUCUGUUUCCCCAUUGUAGGAAUAUAGGAAUAUAAAUCCAUUUAUGAAGAUAUGAUUCUCACAGUGUCAAUUACAAUCUGUUGGGCCUGUCUCUUUGUCUGCUGCCAAACUAAUGGACAAGAACUUGGAAAUCAGUGGAGUCUUCUUCCCUUAUUUCCAAUAUUUUGUUAAAAAAAUGAAAAAAUAAAAGAAAAAAAAAACUUUUCAGUGAAAUGGGCAAUCACAUAGUCAAACAUUCGGUCUUUUUUAUACUUAAAUAUUAAUAAUUCAAUCAUCAAUGAGAAGCAAGGUUGAGAAAGUUGUGGGGCAUUAUGUGGGUAAAAUUUUGAAUACAUUAAAUGCAUACGGAAAAGGAUUAUAUUUUAGGCCAAACCAAAGAUGAGAAAAAGAAAAAGAAUGUUUGUUGAUAUGCCAACCAACAAAAUAAUGUUAAACCAAGAAAUGGGAAAGUAACAGGCAAAGCAUAUUAACCUUUGGAAAGAAUCAUCAACCAUCAACUCAAUUAAUCUGGUCCCACAAUGAAGCAUCUUUGAAGGUAAAACUUUUGUUGGUGCAUUAAUUACUAUAUUUAUUGGUCAAUGUUUUAAAGAUUGCACAAUGAAUGAUGCUAUAAUCCAACGAUAUUUGAAGUGAUUUAAGACUUGGAAUAACUCAGCCGGGAUAGGAACAGUGAGGAAGAAAAGCAGACUCCAGCGCCACUAAACCAUCGGCUUAUUUGUUGUUCAUGCUUUCAUUAUAUUCCAACGAAGAAUAUAUUUGAUGUUGAGAUGGUUUGAUCGGUGGUACGAGGCUUCCUGGUUUCUAAUGGCAUCUUCAUCGAUCUGAAUAUGAAACAUAAUGGUUUCUUCUGUUUGAAGCAUUGUCUUUUAGGAGAUUCUACUAUGAAGAAUAUGAGCAAUACAAACAAAGGUGCUAAACUAUCAUGAAACUAAGAUUGAAUUUCUGUUUAUUGGGAAUGGAAAACUGAUAUAA